AUGCUUUUUUUGGGCAUAUUCUUAGCUAGCCUCUUGAUUGCUAUCGCUGCUGCAGAGAUUUGUCCUGAUGCAUCAGAAUGUAAGGGAGAAUGUUGUCGUAUGCAUGGCAAAGACAAUUAUAAGUGCUGCAAAUUUCCUUUUGCUUGUUAUCGGUCUGGUCAUCAUAAUGGUGCUGGAUAUUGUUUGCUAGGUUAUCCUAGUCAGGCUGUUAUCAAACCAGCACAAGACAUUGCUCCUACCGAAACAACAGGGAAAAGCGGAACAGCUAUUGAAGCAGGAGCUCAAGAAAUGAAUCCUCUCCAACAGCCUCAGAAUGCUCAAGGCAUGAUUUGUGUUUUCUGAAAAUUAGAAGCAAAGCAGAUUGAUUUGAAAUUCUGAAGAUUUGAAAUUUGAACGAAUUUUGAACUUAACUGUCUUUAUCGUAUAAUAUGCCAUAAUAAAUAAAG
Stegodyphus dumicola is the source of this 446-nucleotide messenger RNA. RefSeq lists its product as uncharacterized. NCBI's taxonomy places the organism in Eukaryota, Metazoa, Arthropoda, Arachnida, Araneae, Eresidae. The record is from RefSeq and is a predicted model, not a curated record.